AUGCACAACGCUGCAUCCAACUACGAAAACAAUAACAAACGCAACUAUCUGGCACCACCACCGACGACCACCCGCCCGCUGACUCCUCCCGACUCGGACACCUCGCUCUCGCCCCGUGUCAACAAAUCCGAACUCCCGCCGCCCGUGUCGCCCAAACGCACGAAACAACGUCCGCUCCCCGCCGGUGUUGCUUUCCCUGCCAACGGUGACGACUACACCUCUCCUUCCGACGCGGAUCUCGCCCAACGCCAACGCUACCGCUCUACCGUCUCUGUCGGGCCACCUUCGCCAUCGCAGUCGCUGCGCAAGAAGAUUGAGAAUGAGCUUUCGAGGAAGCGUCCCGGCGGUGGCCGCGGACCCAGCGAGCCCCAACACCGCCAGGAGUCGAGCUUCCUGAAGCGCCCGUCCAGGCGUCACCAGAAGGGCACCGUCGCCGGUCUCCGUCCCAGCCCGGCGCUCACUGUGCCCGAGGGCAUGAGCAUUGCCGACGCCUCGCAGCUCUGUGCCGCCAAGCGCACCGACUGUGUGCUCGUCGUCGACGACGAGGAGGGUCUCAGCGGUAUCUUCACCGCCAAGGACCUCGCCUUCCGUGUAACUGCGGAUGGCCUCGACCCUCGUACCACUACUGUCGCCCAGAUCAUGACGAGGAACCCCAUGGUUACGCGUGACACCACCUCUGCGACUGAGGCUCUCCAGGUCAUGGUCUCUCGCCACUUCCGUCACCUUGUGUUCCACGACGCUCUCGCCAAGGUCGAGCGCAGCUCCUCGGCUACGAGCCAGCUGUCUAUGGCGCUCGCCGGCGUCCAGACCGAACUCGGCCCGAACCUGACGGCCAACCCUCAGGCUGCUGCCAUGAUGGCCUAUGUCGAUGCCCUCCGUGACCGCAUGGCGCAGCCGGACCUGACAUCUGUCCUGGACACGAGCCUUCCUCCCCCGACUGUCACGCCUCGCACGUCUGUCCGCGAGGCUGCGCGCCUCAUGAAGGAGCGCCGCACCACGGCCGUGUGCGUCCUCGAGCCGAACGGAACGAGCGUCAUGUCGGGCGUCAGCAACAACGGCGUCCCCCCGAAGAUUGCCGGUAUCUUCACGUCCAAGGACAUUGUGCUCCGUGUCAUCGCCGCCGGUCUCGACUCGUCGCGCUGCAGUGUUGUCCGCGUCAUGACGCCGCACCCCGACACUGCUCCCCCCGACAUGACUGUGCAGGACGCGCUGAAGAAGAUGCACACGGGACACUACCUGAACCUGCCCGUUGUCGAGUCUGACGGACGCCUGCUGGGCAUUGUCGACGUACUCAAGCUGACGUACGCGACCCUCGAGCAGAUUGACACGAUGAACGACGACCGAAGCGACGCGGGGCCGAUGUGGAGCAAGUUCUUCGACACGCUGAACACGGCGGGCGGUGAUGACGAGUCGCACAGUGCCAUCUCGGGCGCGAUCCCCGACACCCCAAGCAAGGUCGGCCACCAGCGCGCGCUCUCGAACGCGACCUCGCCCAUGUCCGAGGUCAUGCCUGGCGACAGUGCGUCGGUUGUGAACGAGGUGAACGACGGCAUCUCGGACCUUGGCAAGGGCAACACGUCCUCCCUCGCGCCUGCCCUGCCCGUGGACGACGGCACGUACGUGUUCAAGUUCAAGACGCCCUCAGGACGGGUGCAUCGCUUCCAGGCCCGACACGACAGCUACGAUCUCCUCCGGGACAUCAUCCACGGCAAGCUGCAGAGCGACCCCUUCUUCGACGAGCCGACGGAUGGGCGUCCGGCGGCCGAUUCCUCCGUCUUCACGAUCGCGUACACGGACGACGAGGGCGAUCUCGUCCAGAUCACGGCCGACGGCGACGUGCUCGACGCGGUCAACACGGCGCGCGGGCAAAAGACGGACCGCGUGACGCUCCUCAUCAACGGCGGCAAGAAUUGGGAGGAAGCGGCGCGCAGCGCCGGCGGCGAGGACGCAGUCGAGAAGCUCAAGGUCGCCGAGACGGUGCCGGCCGCCAAGGGCGAGUCGCACUUGCUCGACGAGGGCGCGGACCCGGCGCACGCGGCAGCCUACGGCGCCAAGGGCGUGCAUGCCAAGCCUGGGUCCGAGGAGCUCAUCGGAGGCGUCCUCCCCAAGGACCUGGCGCUGCCGGCCGCCAUUGGGUUCCUCGGCGUGGUCAUCCUCGGCGUCUUCAUUGCGAGCAGGAAGAGCAAUUAG
This is a messenger RNA of Trichosporon asahii var. asahii CBS 2479, 2190 nucleotides long. RefSeq lists its product as uncharacterized. The transcript has 2 exons. Bases 1 to 2190 code for a protein of 729 amino acids. The record is from RefSeq and is a predicted model, not a curated record. Lineage: Eukaryota; Fungi; Basidiomycota; Tremellomycetes; Trichosporonales; Trichosporonaceae. Gene Ontology annotation, molecular function: protein binding.